AUCGGUUAACAAUUCGCGUGUGUGCAAUUCCAAAAGCAUUUAUGUUUCAGUAUGAAAUUGCUAAUAUUAUGCUUGUUAGUCGCAUCGGGCGCUACUUUUACACUUUUCGGGCCACAUAUUCGAAUUUCAUCUGGCGAUCAUCACAAUGAGAUUAUAUUGCACUUCCGGAAUCCUUGCAAUAAUAAGACAAGCUACACAACUACUAUUCGCCCACCCUCCACACCUUGUAAAUAUCAUCCAACCACACCAAAUUGUGAACACCGCACAACAACUGCAACUAAACAACCAUGUCAGCACAAAACAACCACACCUCACGACUGCCCAGGAGACACAACAGCACAAACUUCGACUCCCAAGCCCACAUAUCAGACAACCAUACAAACAACACAUCAAACUACAGUUAAAACUACACCGAAGUCGAGCACAGAAAAGCCAACUACAUCGAAGCCAACUGUUCCUAGCUCCACAACAUUGAAGCCAAGCACUGAAAAAUCAACUACAUCGAAGCCAACUGUUCCCAGCUCCACAACAUUGAAGCCAAGCACAGAAAAGCCAAUCACUUCGAAACCAACCCUUCCUAGCUCCACAACAUUGAAGCCAAGUACAGAAAAACCAACCACAUCGAAGACAACUGCUCCUAGCUCCACAACUUUGAAGCCAAGUACAGAAAAACCAACCACAGCGAAGCCAACUGUUCCUAGCACUACAACGUUGAAACCAAGCACCGAUAAGCCAACUGUUCCAAGCACCACAACAUUGAAACCAAGCACAGAAAGGCCAACCACUCCGAAGACAACUGUUCCUAGCUCCACAACAUUGAAGCCAAGUACAGAAAAACCAACUACAUCCAAGCCAACUGUUCCUAGCACUACAACGUUGAAGCCAAGUACACAAAAACCAACCACUUCGAAACCAACUGUGCCCAGCACCACAACAUUGAAGCCAAGCACAGAAAAGCCAACCACUUCGAAGCCUACUGUGCCCAGCACCACAACAUUGAAGCCAAGCACACAAAAACCAACCACAUCGAAGCCAACUGUUCCUAGCUCCACAACAUUGAAACCAAGCACAGAAAAACCAACCACAGCGAAGCCAACUGUUCCUAGCACUACGACGUUGAAGCCAAGCACAGAAAAACCUACAACAGCGAAGCCAACUGUUCCUAGCACUACAACGUUGAAGCCAAGCACCGAAAAGCCAACUGUUCCUAGCACUACAACAUUGAAACCAAGCACAGAAAAGCCAACCACUUCGAAUCCAACUGUGCCCAGCACCACAACAUUGAAGCCAAGCACAGAAAAGCCAACCACUUCGAAGCCAACUGUGCCCAGUACCACAACAUUGAAGCCAAGCACACAAAAACCAACCACAUCGAAGCCAACUGUACCUAGCUCCACAACAUUGAAACCAAGCACAGAAAAACCAACCACAGCGAAGCCAACUGUUCCUAGCACUACGACGUUGAAGCCAAGCACAGAAAAACCUACAACAGCGAAGCCAACUGUUCCUAGCACUACAACGUUAAAGCCAAGCACAGAAAAGCCAACCACUUCGAAACCAACUGUGCCCAGUACCACAACAUUGAAGCCAAGCACACAAAAACCAACCACAUCGAAGCCAACUGUUCCUAGCUCCACAACAUUGAAACCAAGCACAGAAAAACCAACCACAGCGAAGCCAACUGUUCCUAGCACUACGACGUUGAAGCCAACCACAGAAAAACCUACAACAGUGAAGCCAACUGUUCCUAGCACUACAACGUUGAAGCCAAGCACAGAAAAGCCAACUACUUCGAAACCAACUGUGCCCAGCACCACAACAUUGAAGCCAAGCACAGAAAAACCAACCACUUCGAAACCAACUGUGCCCAGCACCACAACAUUGAAGCCUAGCACAGAAAAGCCAACCACAGCGAAGCCAACUGUUCCUAGCACUACAACAUUGAAGCCAAGCACCGAAAAGCCAACUGUUCCUAGCACUACAACGUUGAAGCCAAGCACCGAAAAGCCAACUGUUCCUAGCACCACAACAUUGAAACCAAGCACAGAAAAGCCAACCACUUCGAAGCCAACUGUGCCCAGCACCACAACAUUGAAGCCAAGUACAGAAAAACCAACCACAGCGAAGCCAACUGUUCCUAGCACUACAACGUUAAAGCCAAGCACAGAAAAGCCAACCACUUCGAAACCAACUGUGCCCAGUACCACAACAUUGAAGCCAAGCACACAAAAACCAACCACAUCGAAGCCAACUGUUCCUAGCUCCACAACAUUGAAACCAAGCACAGAAAAACCAACCACAGCGAAGCCAACUGUUCCUAGCACUACGACGUUGAAGCCAAGCACAGAAAAACCUACAACAGCGAAGCCAACUGUUCCUAGCACUACAACGUUGAAGCCAAGCACAGAAAAGCCAACUACUUCGAAACCAACUGUGCCCAGCACCACAACAUUGAAGCCAAGCACAGAAAAACCAACCACUUCGAAACAAACUGUGCCCAGCACCACAACAUUGAAGCCUAGCACAGAAAAGCCAACCACAGCGAAGCCAACUGUUCCUAGCACUACAACAUUGAAACCAAGCACAGAAAAGCCAACCACUUCGAAGCCAACUGUGCCCAGCACCACAACAUUGAAGCCAAGUACAGAAAAACCAACCACAGCGAAGCCAACUGUUCCUAGCACUACAACAUUGAAGCCAAGCACCGAAAAGCCAACUGUUCCUAGCACCACAACAUUGAAACCAAGAGAAAAACCAACCACAGCGAAGCCAACUGUUCCUAGCACUACAACAUUGAAGCCAAGCACCGAAAAGCCAACUGUUCCUAGCACCACAACAUUGAAACCAAGCACAGAAAAGCCAACCACUUCGAAGCCAACUGUGCCCAGCACCACAACAUUGAAGCCAAGCACAGAAAAGCCAACCACUUCGAAACCAACUGUGCCCAGCACCACAACAUUGAAGCCAAGUACAGAAAAGCCAACCACUUCGAAACCAACUGUGCCCAGCACCACAACAUUGAAGCCAAGUACAGAAAAACCAACCACAUCGAAGCCAACUGUUCCUAGCUCCACAACAUUGAAGCCAACCACAGAAAAGCCAACCACUUCGAAACCAACUGUGCCCAGCACCACAACAUUGAAGCCAAGUACAGAAAAACCAACCACGGCGAAACCAACUGUUCCUAGCACUACAACGUUGAAGCCAAGCACCGAAAAACCAACUGUUCCUAGCACCACAACAUUGAAACCAAGCACACAGAAGCCAACUGUGCCCAGCACCACAACAUUGAAGCCAAGUACAGAAAAGCCAACCACUUCGAAACCAACUGUACCCAGCACCACAACAUUGAAGCCAAGUACAGAAAAACCAACCACAGCGAAGCCAACUGUGCCCAGCACUACAACGUUGAAGCCAAGCACCGAAAAGCCAACUGUUUCUAGCACCACAACAUUGAAACCAAGCACAGAAAAGCCAACCACUUCGAAGUCAACUGUGCCCAGCACCACAACAUUGAAACCAAGCACAGAAAAGCCAUCCACUUUGAAACCAACUGUGCCCAGCACCACAACAUUGAAGCCAAGUACAGAAAAGCCAACCACUUCGAAACCAACUGUGCCCAGCACCACAACAUUGAAGCCAAGUUCAGAAAAACCAACCACAUCGAAGCCAACUGUUCCUAGCUCCACAACAUUGAAGCCAAGCACAGAAAAACCAACCACAGCGAAGCCAACUGUUCUUAGCACUACAACAUUGAAGCCAAGCACCGAAAAGCCAACUGUUCCUAGCACCACAACACUGAAACCAAGUACAGAAAAGCCAACCACUUUGAAGCCAACUGUGCACAGCACCACAACAUUGAAGCCAAGUACAGAAAAACCAACCACUUCGAAACCAACUGUGCCCAGCACCACAACAUUGAAGCCAAGUACAGAAAAACCAACCACAUCGAAGCCAACUGUUCCUAGCUCCACAACAUUGAAGCCAACCACAGAAAAGCCAACCACUUCGAAACCAACUGUGCCCAGCACCACAACAUUGAAGCCAAGUACAGAAAAACCAACCACGGCGAAACCAACUGUUCCUAGCACUACAACGUUGAAGCCAAGCACCGAAAAACCAACUGUUCCUAGCACCACAACAUUGAAACCAAGCACACAGAAGCCAACUGUGCCCAGCACCACAACAUUGAAGCCAAGUACAGAAAAGCCAACCACUUCGAAACCAACUGUACCCAGCACCACAACAUUGAAGCCAAGUACAGAAAAACCAACCACAGCGAAGCCAACUGUGCCCAGCACUACAACGUUGAAGCCAAGCACCGAAAAGCCAACUGUUUCUAGCACCACAACAUUGAAACCAAGCACAGAAAAGCCAACCACUUCGAAGUCAACUGUGCCCAGCACCACAACACUGAAACCAAGCACAGAAAAGCCAUCCACUUUGAAACCAACUGUGCCCAGCACCACAACAUUGAAGCCAAGUACAGAAAAGCCAACCACUUCGAAACCAACUGUGCCCAGCACCACAACAUUGAAGCCAAGUUCAGAAAAACCAACCACAUCGAAGCCAACUGUUCCUAGCUCCACAACAUUGAAGCCAAGCACAGAAAAACCAACCACAGCGAAGCCAACUGUUCCUAGCACUACAACAUUGAAGCCAAGCACCGAAAAGCCAAUUGUUCCUAGCACCACAACACUGAAACCAAGUACAGAAAAGCCAACCACUUUGAAGCCAACUGUGCACAGCACCACAACAUUGAAGCCAAGUACAGAAAAACCAACCACUUCGAAACCAACUGUGCCCAGCACCACAACAUUGAAGCCAAGCACAGAAAAACCAACCACAGCGAAGCCAACUGUUCCUAGCUCCACAACAUUGAAGCCAAGCACAGAAAAACCAACCACAGCGAAGCCAACUGUUCCUAGCACUACAACUUUGAAGCCAAGCACAGAAAAGCCGACCACUUCGAAACCAACUGUGCCCACCACCACAACAUUGAAGCCAAGUACAGAAAAACCAACCACAUCGAAGCCAACUGUUCCUAGCUCCACAACAUUGAAGCCAAUCACAGAAAAACCAACCACAGCGAAGCCAACUGUUCCUAGCACUACAACUUUGAAGCCAAGUACAGAAAAGCCAACCACUUCGAAACCAACUGUGCCCAGCACCACAACAUUGAAGCCAAGUACAGAAAAACCAACGACUUCGAAACCAACUGUGCCCAGCACCACAACAUUGAAGCCAAGCACAGAAAAGCCAACCACAGCGAAGCCAACUGUUCCUAGCACUACAACAUUGAAGCCAAGUACAGAAAAACCAAUAACAUCGAAGCCAACUGUUCCUAGCUCCACAACAUUGAAGCCAAGCACAGAAAAACCAACCACAGCGAAGCCAACUGUUCCUAGCACUACAACUUUGAAGCCAAGCACAGAAAAGACAACCACUUCAAAACCAACUGUGCCCAGCACCACAACAUUGAAGCCAAGUACAGAAAAACCAACCACAUCGAAGCCAACAGUUCCUAGCUCCACAACAUUGAAGCCAAGCACAGAAAAACCAACCACAGCGAAGCCAACUGUUCCUAGCACUACAACUUUGAAGCCAAGCACAGAAAAGCCAACCACUUCGAAACCAACUGUGUCCAGCACCACAACAUUAAAGCCAAGCACAGAAAAACCGACCACAGCAAAGCCAACUGUUCCUAGCACUACAACAUUGAAGCCAAGCACCGAAAAGCCAACUGUUCCUAGCACCACAACAUUGAAGCCAAGCACAGAAAAGCCAACCACUUCGAAACCAACUGUGCCCAGCACCACAACACUGAAGCCAAGCACAGAAAAGCCAACCACUUCGAAACCAACUGUGCCCAGCACCACAACAUUAAAGCCAAGUACAGAAAAGCCAACCACUUCGAAACCAACUGUGCCCAGCACCACAACAUUGAAACCAAGCACAGAAAAGCCAUCCACUUUGAAACCAACUGUGCCCAGCACCACAACAUUGAAGCCAAGUACAGAAAAGCCAACCACUUCGAAACCAACUGUGCCCAGCACCACAACAUUGAAGCCAAGUUCAGAAAAACCAACCACAUCAAAGCCAACUGUUCCUAGCACUACAACUUUGAAGCCAAGCACAGAAAAGCCAACCACUUUGAAGCCAACUGUGCCCAGCACCACAACAUUGAAGCCAAGUACAGAAAAACCAACCACUUCGAAACCAACUGUGCCCAGCACCACAACAUUGAAGCCAAGCACAGAAAAACCAACCACAGCGAAGCCAACUGUGCCCAGCACCACAACAUUGAAGCCAAGCACAGAAAAACCAACCACAGCGAAGCCAACUGUUCCUAGCACUACAACUUUGAAGCCAAGCACAGAAAAGCCAACCACUUCGAAACCAACUGUGCCCACCACCACAACAUUGAAGCCAAGUACAGAAAAACCAACCUCAUCAAAGCCAACUGUUCCUAGCUCCACAACAUUGAAGCCAAUCACAGAAAAACCAACCACAGCGAAGCCAACUGUUCCUAGCACUACAACUUUGAAGCCAAGCACAGAAAAGCCAACCACUUCGAAACCAACUGUGCCCAGCACCACAACAUUGCAGCCAAGUACAGAAAAACCAACGACUUCGAAACCAACUGUGCCCAGCACCACAACAUUGAAGCCAAGUACAGAAAAGCCAACCACUUCGAAACCAACUGUGCCCAGCACCACAACAUUGAAGCCAAGCACAGAAAAGCCAACCACAGCGAAGCCAACUGUUCCUAGCACUACAACAUUGAAGCCAAGUACAGAAAAACCAAUCACAUCGAAGCCAACUGUUCCUAGCUCCACAACAUUGAAGCCAAGCACAGAAAAACCAACCACAGCGAAGCCAACUGUUCCUAGCACUACAACUUUGAAGCCAAGCACAGAAAAGCCAACCACUUCAAAACCAACUGUGCCCAGCACCACAACAUUGAAGCCAAGUACAGAAAAACCAACCACAUCGAAGCCAACAGUUCCUAGCUCCACAACAUUGAAACCAAGCACAGAAAAACCAACCACAGCGAAGCCAACUGUUCCUAGCACUACAACUUUGAAGCCAAGCACAGAAAAGCCAACCACUUCGAAACCAACUGUGUCCAGCACCACAACAUUAAAGCCAAGCACAGAAAAACCAACCACAACAAAGCCAACUGUUCCUAGCACUACAACAUUGAAGCCAAGCACGGAAAAGCCAACUGUUCCUAGCACCACAACAUUGAAGCCAAGCACAGAAAAGCCAACCACUUCGAAACCAACUGUGCCCAGCACCACAACACUGAAGCCAAGCACAGAAAAGCCAACCACUUCGAAACCAACUGUGCCCAGCACCACAACAUUGAAGCCAAGUACAGAACCAACCACUUCGAAACCAACUGUGCCCAGCACCACAACAUUGAAGCCAAGUACAGAAAAACCAACGACUUCGAAACCAACUGUGCCCAGCACUACAACAUUGAAGCCAAGUACAGAAAAACCAACCACAGCGAAGCCAACUGUUCCUAGCACUACAACGUUGAAGCCAAGCACCGAAACGCCAACCACUUCGAAACCAACUGUGCCCAGCACCACAACAUUGAAGCCAAGUACAGAAAAACCAACCACAGCGAAGCCAACUGUUCCUAGUACUACAACGUUGAAGUCAAGCACCGAAAAGUCAACUGUUCCUAGCACCACAACAUUGAAACCAAGCACAGAAAAGCCAUCCACUUCGAAGCCAACUGUGCCCAGCACCACAACAUUGAAGCCAAGCACCGAAAAGCCAACCACUUCGAAACCAACUGUGCCCAGCACCACAACAUUGAAGCCAAGUACAGAAAAACCAACGACUUCGAAACCAACUGUGCCUAGCACCACAACAUUGAAGCCAAGUACAGAAAAACCAACCACUUCGAAGCCAACUAUUCCUAGCACCACAACAUUGAAGCCAAGCACCGAAAAGCCAACCACUUCGAAACCAACUGUGCCCAGCACCACAACAUUGAAGCCAAGUACAGAAAAACCAACCACAGCGAAGCCAACUGUUCCUAGCACUACAACGUUGAAGCCAAGCACCGAAAAGCCAACCACUUCGAAACCAACUGUGCCCAGCACCACAACAUUGAAGCCAAGUACAGAAAAACCAACCACAGCGAAGCCAACUGUUCCUAGCACCACAACAUUGAAACCAAGCACAGAAAAGCCUCCACACACUCAACCAACGCAGCCAACUCAACCGACCCAACCAACACAGCCUCCACACACUCAACCAACGCAGCCAACUCAACCGACCCAACCAACACAACCUCCACACACUCAACCGACGCAACCAACUCAACCGACCCAACCAACACAGCCUCCACACACUCAACCAACGCAGCCAACUCAACCGACCCAACCAACACAACCUCCACACACUCAACCGACGCAACCAACUCAACCGACCCAACCAACACAGCCUCCACACACUCAACCGACGCAGCCAACUCAACCGACCCAACCAACACAGCCUCCACACACUCAACCAACGCAGCCAACUCAACCGACCCAACCAACACAACCUCCACACACUCAACCGACGCAACCAAGUCAACCGACCCAACCAACACAGUCUCCACACACUCAACCUACUAAACCAAGCACCACAACAUUGAAGCCAAGCACAGAAAAGCCAACCACAUCGAAACCAACUGUUCGUAGCACCACAACAUUGAAGCCGAGCACAGAGAAGCCAACCACAUCGAAGCCAACUGUUCCUAGCACUACAACAUUGAAGCCAAGCACCGAAAAGCCAACUGUUCCUAGCACCACAACAUUGAAACCAAGCACAGAAAAGCCAUCCACUUCGAAGCCAACUGUGCCCAGCACCACAACAUUGAAGCCAAGUACAGAAAAACCAACGACUUCGAAACCAACUGUGCCCAGCACCACAACAUUGAAGCCAAGUACAGAAAAACCAACCACAGCGAAGCCAACUGUUCCUAGCACUACAACGUUGAAGCCAAGCACCGAAAAGCCAACCACUUCGAAACCAACUGUGCCCAGCACCACAACAUUGAAGCCAAGUACAGAAAAACCAACCACAGCGAAGCCAACUGUUCCUAGCACUACAACGUUGAAGCCAAGCACCGAAAAGCCAACCACUUCGAAACCAACUGUGCCCAGCACCACAACAUUGAAGCCAAGCACCGAAAAGCCAUCCACAGAGAAGCCAACCACAUCGAAGCCAACUGUUCCUAGCACCACAACAUUGAAGCCAAGCACCGAAAAGCCAACCACUUCGAAACCAACUGAGCCGAGCACCACAACAUUGAAACCUAUCACUGAAAAGCCAACCACAUCGAAGCCAACUGAGGCGAGCACCACAACAUUGAAACCAAUCACAGAAAGGCCAACCACAUCGAAACCAACUGUUCGUAGCACCACAACAUUGAAGCCGAGCACAGAAAGGCCAACCACAUCGAAGCCAACUGUUCGUAGUACCACAACAUUGAAGUCGAGCACAGAAAAGCCAACCACAUCGAAGCCAACUAUUCCUAGCACCACAACAUUGAAGCCAAGCACCGAAAAGCCAUCCACAUCGAAGCCAACUGAGGCGAGCACCACAACAUUGAAACCAAUCACAGAAAAGCCAACCACUUCGAAACCAACUGAACCGAGCACAACAUCGUGGUGGCCAAGCACUCGAAAAUCGACCACUUUGAAGCCAACAGAGCCGAGUCCCACAACCAGGAAGCCAACCACUUCGAAACCAACAGAGACGAGCACCACAACAUUGAAGCCAAGCACAGAAAAGCCAACCACAUCGAAGCCAACUGUUCGUAGCACAACAACAUUGAAGCCUAGCACAGAAAAGCCAACCACUUCGAAACCAACUGAGCCGAGCAGCACAACAUUGAAGCCAAGCACAGAAAAGCCAACCACAUCGAAACCAACUGUUCGUAGCACCACAACAUUCAAGCCGAGCACAGAAAAGCCAACUGUUCGUAGCACAACAACAUUGAAGCCCAGCACAGAAAAGCCAACCACUUCGAAACCAACUGAGCCGAGCACCACAUCGUGGUGGCCAAGCACUCGAAAACCGACCACUUUGAAGCCAACAGAGCCGAGUCCCACAACCAGGAAGCCAACCACUCUGAAGCCAACAGAGCCGAGCACCACAACGUUGAAACCAAUCACACAAAAGCCAACCACUUCGAAGCCAACUGUUCGUAGCACAACAACAUUGAAGCCUAGCACAGAAAAGCCAACCACUUCGAAACCAACUGAGCCAAGCACCACAUCGUGGUGGCCAAGCACUCGAAAACCGACCACAUUGAAGCCAACAGAGCCGAGUUCCACAACCAGGAAGUCAACCACUCUGAAGCCAACUGAGCCGAGCACCACAACCAGGAAGCCAAGUACACAAAAGCCAACCACCUUAAAACCAACUACUCCCAGCACCACAACACGUAAACCGAUUACUCAAAAGCCCAGCACAUCCCCGCCCACAACGGAAAAGGUAACAACGGAAGGAACUGGAAGUACUACUGAGUCACUGCCCCCUUUUAACGUCUUUCAAGUGCAAUCGACUACGGAAGGUGUCGAUUAUAACUAAACUAACUUUGUAAUAUAUCGCGGUAAAACGGUAUAUACCUCAUAUAUAAUAUAUUUCACAGAAUUUGUCCAAUGAAUUUAACUGAAUUUCUUCUUAUAAUAACAAAAUAAAUAAUUAUAUUA
This is a messenger RNA of Drosophila nasuta, 10727 nucleotides long. It is a transcript of the gene Muc12Ea, whose product is annotated as Mucin 12Ea. NCBI's taxonomy places the organism in Eukaryota, Metazoa, Arthropoda, Insecta, Diptera, Drosophilidae. The coding region runs from base 52 to 10605 and encodes 3517 amino acids. The transcript is spliced from 3 exons. The record is from RefSeq and is a predicted model, not a curated record.